AUGUCUGACAACGUCUACAUAGCCGUCCAUGGCGGCGCAGGCUUUCACGAACGAAAGUAUGAGAAAGAAAUCAAGCAUGCGUUGCAAAGGGCAUGCAAUGUCGCGUUAUCGAACUUGGGAUCGAAACAUUCUUCUGCGUUGACAAUGGUCGAAGAUGCGAUAUCAUCCUUGGAGGAUGACGAGCAUCUCAACGCAGGAUAUGGAUCGAAUCUUACGCUUGAUGGAACUGUUGAAUGCGAUGCCGCCAUCAUGUCGGGAAAGUCAGGUUGCUUCGGAAGCGUUGGUGCUGUAGCUGGGGUCAAGAACCCAAUCCGCUUAGCGAGAGCCGUCCUCGAUCAUUCUUCUAUCCCUUCGCCUAUUGGUCGUAUCCCACCUCUGACCUUGGUUUCCGAAGGAGCGAGACAGUUUGCUCUUUCGCAGCCAUCAAGCGCUCACUUGGUAUCUCGGGAAUCGCUUGUUUCCCCGCAGGCGGAAGAGCGUUGGAGGGUCUGGAAAUGUCGUUUUGCUUCUUCCGACCCAUCUUCUCUUUCCGGGAAUCUGAACGAUAUUCAGGAUACGGUGGGCGCCGUUGCUUGGCACGAGUCGGAUGGUAUGGCUGCGGGAGUAUCUAGUGGUGGGCUCCUUCUCAAAUACCCUGGCAGGAUUGGUGAGGCAGCCGUGUUUGGGGCUGGGUGCUGGGCCCAGGAAGCUUCGGAUGUCGAGCAAGGCAUGGAGAUGGCUUGCAGCAUAUCUGGUACGGGCGAGUACAUUAUCAGAGCGAUGCUUGCACGGAGAUUAGGCGAAGCCUUUGAAAAGGGUGCAGGGAAUUCUGAUGGUGACGACCCACAUGAAGUUCUCCAUGGAGUAUUGAACGAUCAAUUCUGGAACAUGCGUCGAGGACGUGGGGAACCAGACCCAAGCGUAGGGGUUCUGCUUCUAACAAGGGAAAACGAUGGUCGUGCGAGGUUGUGGUGUGCCUUCACGACGCCCACCAUGGCAAUUGCGUAUGUAUCUUCUAAGAAUCCCAAAGCAAAGGCAAUCAUCCUACGUCGCCCACAAAACAUUACGUUAGGAGACGACAAACCGUGCAUAUAUAUCACCGGAAUAUCUUUGUGA
This is a messenger RNA of Laccaria bicolor S238N-H82, 1095 nucleotides long. Its product is annotated as asparaginase. The record is from RefSeq and is a predicted model, not a curated record. Gene Ontology annotation, biological process: protein maturation. Lineage: Eukaryota; Fungi; Basidiomycota; Agaricomycetes; Agaricales; Hydnangiaceae. The transcript is spliced from 11 exons. Gene Ontology annotation, molecular function: threonine-type endopeptidase activity. Bases 1 to 1095 code for a protein of 364 amino acids.